UGUCAUCGGUUAAACGCUCUUAUUUGUCACUCGAGGCUAUAAAACGCACACAUCGGUUGCUGACUCUCUAACGAAGAAAUGGACGGCUUCGAUCCAAUCCCGGACUCGCUGGUCCUCCUCAUCUUCAACUUCGUCUCCGAUGUGAAGACCCUGAUUCGCUGCCGGGUCGUCUCCAAGCGAUUUAACUCGCUCGUCUCUCAAGCCGACUCGCUCCUCCUCAAAGUCGACCGUGUCAUUACGCCCGAGUCCAGCGACGCUGACUCGUUGUCGUUCCCGCUCACCUUCAUCCGCUCGAUCCUCAAGAACUUGCACAAGCUCGUGUCGCACAAGCCCCACCCGACCCGAACCCACCGCUCCCUCCUGAAUUUGCCCGCCCAAAUUCUGCGCGGGUUCCAGGGGAUCAGAGACCUGGAGAUCGAGCUGCCCUCCGGCGACCUGAAGCUGGAGAAAAACGCGGCAGUCAAGUGGAGGGCGGAGUUCGGGAAAAACCUGAGGAGCUGCGUGAUCUUCGGGUUCCGCGAACUACGAAGCUCGCAGCCGUCACAGAUUUCGGCGGACUUCGGCGAGGUGGGUUUCGCGGGAGGGCUGAAGCUGAGGGUGGUGUGGACGAUAAGCGCGCUGGUAGCGGCUUCGGCGAGGCACCAUCUGCUGAGGGAGGUGGUGAAGGAGCAAAAGCAGCUGGAGAGGCUGGUUCUGAGGGACAAGGACGGUGAGGGAACGGUGGUGAUGGACAAAGACGGCCUCAGGGAGUUCAGGGAAGACCCGGCGCAGUUGCAGGUUAGCGACGACCUUAGCGUCGUGAGCGGCGGCGAGGGCGGUCAGGGUCAGGGGAUGUGGGAGAGGAAGUUGGGUGGUAGGACGCCGGUGCCGAGCGUGAGGCUGAGAAUGAGGCACGUGCUGAAGCUGGAGGUGGAAGGAGGGGCAUGGAUGGGCGGUGCGACACUUGUAAUCGUGAAGCCCACAAGUUCAAAUUGGAGGGACGAUGGGGCCCAGCCCCAACAGCAAGCGCUGGAGGGUGACGUGGAGGAUGAGGAGGAGAAGGACGCUGAGUUGGCAUUGGAGGCUUUUGGGGGAGGCGUGUAUGGGGAGGCGGUUCGAGCGCUGGUCAAGACUCGUGGCUACCUUUUGGAAAUGAACUCCUUUUGAGGGCGGCUUUGCUUACGAUUUACGAACCGGUUUUUGGGGGCUGGUCCAGUUGGUCUUCGCCUUUUUUUUUUCUUUUUUUUAUGUAACCAAAAGAAAGGUUGUAAACGCCUUUUACUUUAUUUUUUGGUUUGAAAUAAAGAGCUGCGGUUACGCCUCAAGGCUCCAACAAUAAUGAUUUCAAUGCCUAAAACUGUGUAAUUUCAAAAAAAAUGAUUUAUUGAAUUUUGAUCAAAAUAGUGAUAAAUUAUUAUUAAUAAAUUAUUGGAGAAACUUCACUUACCUCCAUAAA
Messenger RNA from Corylus avellana, 1435 nucleotides. It is a transcript of the gene AUF1, whose product is annotated as F-box family protein. Lineage: Eukaryota; Viridiplantae; Streptophyta; Magnoliopsida; Fagales; Betulaceae. Gene Ontology annotation, molecular function: protein binding. The record is from RefSeq and is a predicted model, not a curated record.